Molecule: messenger RNA, 3572 nt
Organism: Armigeres subalbatus
Lineage: Eukaryota; Metazoa; Arthropoda; Insecta; Diptera; Culicidae
Product: metabotropic glutamate receptor 2-like
Exons: 14
Coding region: 485-3427 (980 amino acids)
Biological process (GO): G protein-coupled receptor signaling pathway
Cellular component (GO): plasma membrane
Molecular function (GO): adenylate cyclase inhibiting G protein-coupled glutamate receptor activity
Source: RefSeq, a predicted model, not a curated record
UUUGUUGCAUUUACACAUUGCACAUGUUCCAGCAACUAGGUAUGAGAGGAAUUUGUAUGCUGGCAAAGAAAAGCUCCAGCAUCACGUGUAAAGCGUGAAAAGCUCUAGCCCCUCCAAAGAUGUGUGCGUAGAAAAGUCUGAGUCCUUUAUCAUCGUAUCGAUCAAAACAACAAUCAUUUUCCUUAUCGAGGUGCAGCGGUGUUUAGAUGUGCAGAUAUUUUUUUCCGGAGUCGUUUUAUAAUAACGUUCUGAUUAGACCUGAGCAUCAUUUAUGUUUUGUCGGUUUUGCAAGGAUUUACCUAUUUUUAAUGUUAUUAAGUCCGUUGGUGUGAGUGAUAGAGAGACUCAGUGAUAAGAAAAUGUUACGGAAGCUCGAGAAAAAAUCAUCUGCAUUCCAUAUGCGGUUUUCGCAGUACUGAUAAGCUUAAGAUUAUCCGACAUUUCAAUCAUGUGCAACUCACCAAGCGUCUCCAUAGAUUAGAAAAUGAAGCAAUUGGUGUUGAUCAUCAAUGUUGAUUUUAUCUUAUGUUUGUUGAGCUAUGUGUUAAACGUCAAUGGACGAGAAUUGUUACACCAUGGUUUUAAUAGAAAUCACCAAAGGUACCAUUACUACAAUCUUGAUGAUUGUGGCCAUGAGAUAAAAUUUGUCGAGAAACACGGCAACAAAAGCAGCCGGCAUGUCCAGAAUUAUCUAUGCCAAAGCAUGUUUACGUUGAAGCACAAACGGCACGGAUUUCAGCAAUUCCAUAGGAAUCGAUACUUCGUACGCCACGGUGGGAAUGCCAUCGUAGAGGAACGAAACAACACCAAACAACCCCAUGUUAUCCACUGGCCGGUUAAGCGAGAGGCUGUCGUUGAAGGGGACCUAAUUCUGGGUGGCCUGAUGAUGGUGCACUCCAGAGAGGAUUCCGUAACAUGUGGGCCUAUCAUGCCACAAGGUGGCAUACAAGCGUUGGAAACUAUGCUGUACACGCUGGACAAGAUCAACGUCGACAACCUCAUACCCAACGUCACCAUUGGGGCCCACAUUCUAGACGAUUGCGACAAGGACACUUACGGGUUAGAGAUGGCGGUGGAUUUCAUCAAAGGGUCAAUCAGCAAUAUAGACGAAGCAACCGACUACAACAAUUGCAGCAGCAAAGGCCACAAGAAGAAAGUGAUUUCUGGUGUGGUUGGAGCUGCUUCAUCAGUGACUUCCAUCCAAGUGGCCAAUCUGCUACGACUUUUUAGGAUUCCACAAGUGUCAUAUUUUUCCACUAGUCCUGAAUUGAGCAAUAAACAGCGAUUCGAAUACUUUUCUCGAACCAUACCUUCUGACCAUUAUCAAGUUAAGGCAAUAGUAGACAUCGUUCGGCAACUGGGCUGGAGUUAUAUAUCUAUAAUCUACGAGGAAAGUAACUAUGGCAUAAAGGCUUUUGAAGAGUUAGAUGAUUUACUUGCCAAACACGGAAUAUGUAUAGCGAUUAAGGAGAAAUUAGUUAAAGAUUCAGGUGUGGCAGAGAAAAUCGCUUAUGAUAACAUAGUGAUUAAAUUGCUCACAAAACCAAGAGCCAAAGGAGUGAUAAUUUUUGGUUCUGACCAAGAAGUGGCUGAAGUUAUGCGAGCAGUUCGGCGACAGAAUGUGACGGGAGUGUUUUCCUGGAUUGGUUCUGAUGGUUGGAGUGCGCGGAACCUGGUAUCCGAUGGUAACGAAGCCGAAGUCGAAGGAACUCUCUCCGUUCAACCACAAGCCAAUUCUGUUAUAGGUUUCGAGGAAUAUUUCUUGAACUUAACAGUAGAGAGCAAUUCUCGAAACCCGUGGUUCAUCGAGUUUUGGGAGGAUCAUUUUCAAUGCAAGUAUCCGAAUUCGCCUCCCACACCAUACAACAAGGAAUACACAAGACUUUGUUCUACAACAGAGAAGCUAAGUAGACACACCUUGGACUUUGAAGAUCAACUACAAUUUGUGAGCGACGCAGUUAUGGCUUUCGGAUAUGCAUUCAAGAAUAUGCAUCAAGAGCUGUGUGGCAAUAAGCCAGGAUUAUGCGAUGAAAUGAACCCUACCAAAGGAGCAGACCUGCUAAAGUACUUAAGAAAAGCGGAUUUUAUAGGCCUAAGCGGCGAUAGGUUUAAUUUCGACAUUAACGGCGAUGGACCGGCCCGUUAUAAUAUUAUUCAUUUCAAACAAAUGGAACCCGAUAAGUACAAAUGGAUCAAGGUCGGCGAGUAUUACCAAGGAGAACUGCGCUUGAAUAUGGAAGAUAUUCAGUUCGGUAUAAAGAAUCCAAGUCCACCGGAGUCAGUCUGCAGUCGACCAUGUGAACGUGGUCAAGCAAAAAAGUAUGUCGAAGGCGAAGGCUGUUGCUGGCAUUGUUUUAACUGUUCUCAAUAUCAGAUACGAAAUCCAUCCGACGAAACACACUGUAUAAACUGUCCCAGAGGAACCAUACCGGAUAUUUACCAUGAAGCUUGUCAGCACAUACCAGAAGAUUAUCUUAAACCAGAAUCACCCUAUGCAAUUGGAGCAAUGUCGUUCAGCAGCCUCGGAAUCGUGAUGACUCUUUUCGUGGUUGGAGUUUUUCUAAAAAACAACGAUACACCAAUAGUUAGGGCUUCAGGUAGAGAGCUAAGUUACGUCUUAUUGAGUGGGAUUCUCUUAUGCUACGGUGUCACAUACGCAUUGGUAUUCAAACCGAACGAUAUAGUAUGUGGCGUUCAAAGAUUUUGGUCCGGCUUUUCGUUCACCGUAGUUUACGCAGCGCUGUUAACCAAAACCAACCGAAUCGCACGAAUAUUUAAUGCAAGCACCAAAUCCGCAAAGCGACCUUCCUUUAUUAGUCCCCACUCACAACUAGUUAUAUGCGGCAUACUCAUAUCCUUCCAGAUAUUAAUAAACGCCGUGUGGAUGGUUGUUUCCCCAGCCCACGCCAUGCAUCAUUAUCCCACGAGGGAAGAUAACCUGGUGGUUUGCAAUUCGUACACCGAUGCCUCGUACAUGGUUGCAUUCUUCUAUCCCAUAUUCCUAAUCAUCGUUUGCACCGUGUAUGCCGUGCUCACUCGGAAAACACCAGAGGCAUUCAACGAGUCGAAAUACAUAGGUUUUACGAUGUAUACAACCUGUGUUAUAUGGCUGGCCUUCAUUCCAUUAUACUUUGGAACCGGAAACAACGUUCAACUUCGCAUAGCGUCGAUGGCUGUAACGAUAAGCCUAUCUGCGACUGUUACUCUCGUUUGCUUGUUUUCUCCUAAGUUGUACAUAAUUCUUAUUCGACCGGAGCGCAACAUAAGGCAGAGCAUGAUGCCAAUACGAUACAGCACCAUCAACAAAACAACCGGAUCGGCACAGUCGUCGGUGAUGGCAGCAGUGAUAGUUACCGCAGCUACUUGCAAUGAAAACGAAAAAGUGAUAAAAAAUGUUUCAAACGAAAAUAUUACAGGCGCGUAUUAGGAAACUACAAUAAGAAUUGUAAUUGCACUAUUCUAAGAACAAAACAGGGCCGUAAAAUUCGAUACAAGUACAGCGAGGAAAAUCGACAAAAGAAUUAUUUUAACACUUGUAUGCAUGGCCUGAGAAUAAAAUUGACUAUCAAAUG